UUCUAGGAACCAAACACGGCUUGAUUUGAUCUGAGAGUCGAUUUGUCUAGGGGGGCACAGAGAGAAACAGACAAUUCCAUGCAAAAGGUUAAUCAUUAAUGAGCUGCUAGUCCUCACUACUUACUGGCGACAAGAGGGCCCCUUCCGUCCCUCCACCCCUGGGAACCAGCUUGGCCUGGCGUCUGUGGGCAAAGGCGCCAUGAGAAGCCGCCUGGCCCUUCCGCUGCUGCUCCUUCUCUGCGUCCUCCUUGCUGAAGGGAAGCCCGAGGGCAGGAGGGGGAAAGGCUCCCAUCGGCAGCUGCUUCCCGUGAGGAGAGGCUCUUCCCGCUUUGAGGCCAAGUUCCUGCUGUAUUCCAACAGGGCGGAGCAGGGCUGCCUGAUUGAGCCCGGCCAGGAGGAGGCGCUCAAGCAGUGUCCCUUCAACGCCUCCCUCCCGCUGGUGAUGAUCAUCCAUGGGUGGUCGGUGGACAGGACACUGGAACGCUGGAUUUGGAAACUGGCCGAAGAGCUCAAAACCCAACUGCCUGACACCAACGUCAUCAUCACCGACUGGCUCUCUCUAGCACACGCACAUUACCCCAUUGCGGUGCAGAAUACGCGGGACGUCGGCCAAGAGAUCGCUCGCUUCCUGGAAUGGCUGGAGGAAACCGUGCGGUUCCACCGGAGCAAGGCUCACCUGGUGGGGUACAGCCUGGGGGCCCACGUAGCUGGCUUUGCCGGCAGCUCCAUGAGAGGCAACGGGAAGAUUGGCCGGAUCACCGGCCUGGACCCUGCCGGCCCCCUCUUUGAGGGCAUGUCCCCCACAGACCGGCUCUCGCCAGACGACGCUGACUUUGUGGACGCCAUCCACACCUUCACCCAGCAGCACAUGGGCCUCAGUGUCGGCAUCAAGCAGCCUGUGGCGCACUUCGACUUUUACCCCAACGGCGGAACUUUCCAGCCUGGCUGCCACAUCAUGCACGUCUACAGCCACAUCGUGCAGUACGGAAUCACAGGGCUGACCCAGACGGUGAAGUGCGCCCACGAGAGGUCCGUCCAUCUCUUCAUCGACUCCCUGCGGUACAGCCAGAAGCAGAUCACAGGCUAUUGGUGCAAGAACAUGGAGAUGUUUGACAAGGGACGCUGCCUGGACUGCCGGGCCCACCGGUGCAACACCCUGGGCUACCACAUUCGGAAGGCCAGGAUCCCUGGCAGCCAGAGGCUCUUCCUGAAGACCCAGCCUCAGAUGCCCUUCAAAGUUUAUCACUAUCAGUUUAAAAUCCAUUUCAUCCACGAAUUCCAAGAACCACGAAUUGAUCCAACGUUCACUAUCUCGCUGACUGGCAACAAAGAUGACGUGGAAAAUCUCUCCAUCACUUUAAUCGAAGGCAUCACUCAGAAUAAAACCUACACUUUCCUUGUUCCUCUGGAUAUUGAUAUUGGAGAGCUGAUGAUGAUCAAACUGAAGUGGGAAGGGACGGCCAUCUGGGAAAACAUUUGGGACACUUUCCAAACCAUCAUCCCUUGGAGAAAGGGGGACCGUCGGCCAGGACUCAUCGUGACCUCCAUCCGAGUCAAGGCGGGAGAAACCCAGCAGAAAAUGACAUUCUGUUCUCAGCGGGUAGAUAAUUUGCACCUCUAUCCAGGUCACGAGAAAAUGUUUGUGAGAUGUGAAGUCAGUUCCCAAAAGCUGAGAUGAGAGUAUGGAUGAUAAGCCGGCGUCUGAAAAAGCUGCUCCGGAGGGGGGAGGCGUCUCUCCUUAGAAAAAGGAAAGAAGAAAGGAACCCUUUUUUUCUACAGACACACCAACGUGAAACCUAAGAAAAGGGAUGGAUCAGGAUGUACUGUAAACUGUAUACAUUAAAGGUUAGAUUGAGUAAACAAAUAAAAAGUGAAUAAAAAGCUGAAACUAAA
Molecule: messenger RNA, 1893 nt
Organism: Thamnophis elegans (Western terrestrial garter snake)
Lineage: Eukaryota; Metazoa; Chordata; Lepidosauria; Squamata; Natricidae
Gene: LIPC
Product: lipase C, hepatic type
Exons: 9
Coding region: 200-1678 (492 amino acids)
Biological process (GO): lipid metabolic process
Molecular function (GO): triacylglycerol lipase activity; apolipoprotein binding
Source: RefSeq, a predicted model, not a curated record